This is a messenger RNA of Triticum aestivum (bread wheat), 1180 nucleotides long. RefSeq names its product cucumber peeling cupredoxin. Gene Ontology annotation, molecular function: electron transfer activity. Bases 170 to 913 code for a protein of 247 amino acids. The record is from RefSeq and is a predicted model, not a curated record. Gene Ontology annotation, cellular component: plasma membrane. The transcript has 2 exons. Lineage: Eukaryota; Viridiplantae; Streptophyta; Magnoliopsida; Poales; Poaceae.
CCGGUAACAAAAAUAGGCAGCUGCCCAUGGAUAGAUUCAAGUGUGUCUUCCCCACGAGGCCUCCUAGCUAGCCACCACCAUUGCAAUCUUUUCCUCCACGCAGGGGAGGAAGAAGCAGCAGCAGCUGGAUUAACCGGAUCAACUGAGGAAGGAAGAGCCGUCGAGAGCGAUGGCGAGCAAGGCCCACCUCUCCUUCCUGCUCCUCGCGGUCGUCGCGGCCUCCCUCGCCGGCCCGUCCGCCGGCAUUUUCCACAUCGUCGGCGCCGGCAAGGGGUGGCGCAUCGCCCCCAACCAGACCUACUACGCCGACUGGGCCCGCACCAGGGACAUCCACGUCGGCGACAAGCUCAUGUUCCUGUACCGGAGCGGGGUGUACGACAUCGUGCAGGUGCCGACCAAGGAGCUGUUCGACGCGUGCAGCAUGGACAACGUCACCAUGCGGUACCAGCUCGGCCCCACCAUCAUCAAGCUCGACACGCCCGGCCCGCGCUACUACUUCUGCGGCGUCGGCGAGCACUGCGAGGGGGGCCAGAAGGUCGCCGUCAACGUCUCCGGCGACCCCGCCGCCCCCGCCACCGCCACCGCCACCGCCGCCGCCACCGCCGCCGAGGCGCCCGCCGCAGCGGCGCUGCCGCCGGCGGCGCCGAUAGAGCUGGGGGAGGCCGCGCUGGCGUCGUCCAUGGCGCAGGCGGAGGCCGAGCAGGCGUCGUCGACGGCGCAGGACGAGGCCGCGACGGCGCAGGCGGAGGCCGCGCAGGCGUCGUCGACGGCGCAGGCGGAGGCCGCUGAGCCGUCGUCGAUGGAGCAGGUGGAGCCCACGCAGGCGUCGUCGACGGCGCAGGAGGAGCUCGCGCAGGCGUCGACGAUGGAGGUGGACCCCGCGAAGCUUGUGGACGCCAAGAAGAAACUAUAGGGAACAUGUAUGGCAUGCGUAUACUAUGUAUUUACCCAGUAUGCAUCUUUGCCGCACAAGUACAAUAGCCCUCGAUCUGGGCUUGGAUCGAUGUAUUUUCAUUUUUCAUUUUUUGGGGUCGAUGUAUUUACGCUCAUACUAAGCCACGGCGCAAUUGGAUCGUAUGUAUGUACAUCGGCUUGGUGUAGGUACGUACGUACAUACAAGGCGGUCGUGUACAGUAGUUUUUUUUUUUUUGAAUGGUUUGAAAUAUGGCCACAGUACGUA